Molecule: messenger RNA, 6845 nt
Organism: Lutra lutra (Eurasian river otter)
Lineage: Eukaryota; Metazoa; Chordata; Mammalia; Carnivora; Mustelidae
Gene: FAXDC2
Product: fatty acid hydroxylase domain containing 2
Exons: 10
Coding region: 321-1307 (328 amino acids)
Biological process (GO): sterol biosynthetic process
Molecular function (GO): C-4 methylsterol oxidase activity; iron ion binding
Source: RefSeq, a predicted model, not a curated record
UUUUUCUCUCAUCACGUGCCUGGCCCGAGCCAGUCGGCUGCUCCGUAACUCGAUCACUGUGACUGGCCUCCCCGAGCCACCGAGGAGCCGCGAGGGUGGGGAGCCGCGCAGUGACAGCAGCCGCCUAGGUAGGGGCCGGGUAGAAGGGGAGGCGAGCGUGGGCUGUGGACCGGGACCUCGGAGGAGCUGGGACACCGGCCCCUGCAGAGAUGCUGUCUCCCUGACCGGAGAUGUCCCAUAUCAGAUGUCCCAGUAUUCCUGCCUGACAGCUUUUUCUCUGAGCUGACCGCAUCCCUCCUGCGUACUGUCAUCCCAGUGAGAUGAUGAAGGGAGAAGCUGGAAGAAUGCAACACAGUGACAAGCCAAAACAGGAGGGACACAUCUGGGGCUCCAUGAGGAGGACAGCUUUCAUCUUGGGCUCUGGCCUUCUCUUGCUCGUGGCCUUCUGGAACUCAGUCACAUGGCAUCUUCAGAGAUUCUGGGGCGCUUCUGGCUAUUUUUGGCAAGCCCAGUGGGAGAGGCUGCUGUCGACAUUCGAAGGGAAGGAGUGGGCCCUCUACAUUAUAGGUGCCACCCAAGUACCCGUUCUGCUCUUCUGGGCCUUCAACGGGCUUCUGCUGGUGGUUGACACAACUGGAAAACCUAACUUCAUCUCCCGCUACCGAAUUCAGGUGGACGCCGAGAAACUACGCCAGUCUGUCCGCACAGUUCUCUUCAACCAGUGCGUGAUCUCUCUGCCCAUGCUGGUCUUCCUCUAUCCCGUCCUCAAGCUGUGGGGAGACCCCUGCCGCCGAGAGCUACCCACCUUCCACUGGUUCCUCCUGGAGCUGGCUAUCUUCACUCUGAUUGAGGAAGUCCUGUUCUACUACUCGCACCGGCUCCUUCACCACCCAGCAUUUUACAAGAAAAUCCACAAGAAACACCAUGAGUGGACAGCUCCCAUUGGCGUGAUCUCUCUCUAUGCCCACCCUAUCGAGCAUGUGGUCUCCAACAUGCUGCCGGUGAUGGUGGGUCCCAUAAUAAUGGGCUCCCACUUGUCCUCCAUCACCGUGUGGUUCUCCUUGGCCCUCAUCACCACCACCAUUUCCCACUGUGGCUACCACCUACCUUUCCUGCCUUCACCUGAAUUCCAUGACUACCAUCAUCUCAAGUUCAACCAGUGCUAUGGGGUGCUGGGGGUGCUGGACCACCUCCAUGGGACCGACACAGUGUUCAAGCAGACCAAGGCCUACGAGAGACACAUCCUCCUGCUGGGCUUCACCCCACUGUCUGAGAGCAUCCCAGAUGCCCUGAAGAAGAUGGAGUGAGACAGGGCCCCAGGGCCAUCCUGGCUGUCCCCCUCACUGGACUGCUCCGGUGGCCUGAGUCAUUCUGACUGCACCAAACUUGCUCCCCCAGCCAUUCACUAAUGACAGCACCACUGGGGCAGGGGGUUAGAUCAUCUUCCCAGAAAAGUAGGCCAAGGAUGGGGCCAGGGCUCCCCCAGCUGCCCCUAUUGUCCCUCAGAAGGAACAAGAAGGAGUUGGCUUAAGGAAGGGGGUAAAACAGCUCCCAGAAUGGAGGCCCGUGAGAAGAAACCACUUUUAAGAGCGGUCCUGGUGAGUCCCCCUGGUCGUUUUGCUGCAGAAGGGGAAAGAUGACCCCAGAUGACCUUUUUAUGACCUAGACAAGACACAGAGAAUGCAAAAGUGGUGGUGAGAUAGGAAGCUACUGCCAGCUCUGGGAAGUCUCCUCCGGGUGCCAGGGGGUGAGGGAACCAGAAGGUAUUACUUUGCCCCUUCCUGUUGCUAAAAGCUUUUCUCAUAUCCUACUCUGGCCAGGGCUAGGACACCCUCAUUUCCAAAACACACACACAUACACAGUCAGCUAACACAGGCCCCAUUUCACCUCUACCCCAUUGCAAACAUCAUCCCUCUAUGAAAAGAAAAAAGCCUAUCACAGAGCGCCCCUCCCUGGAUGAAAACUGGGAUAUCAAAGAGAUGCACGCCAACCCCCACCUUCAGCCAGAUGUGGAAACACAGAAACCACAGGCCAAACCCUGCUGACCUGCUAAGCUGGAGGUCCUUUUAUCCACAGAAGGGAGGGUCAGAGUUCCUGACCUUUGGGGACACCCAACUGAGGGGGCUAGAACCCUCUCAGAAAAGGCAAGAAAAACAUGGCUGACCAAAGGGCAAAACCCUUUUCCUUCCCCCAGAUGAUUGACCAGUUGUCUCAACACCAUUUAUUUCCAAUGAAACUUUGUCAGGAACCUUAUUAUCUGAAACAAAACCGAAGACCUGCGUGGGCUGCAGCAGCCCCCAGCCUGGCCUUCCCUCAGCAGCCAGACAUUGUCAGGAACCCUGCAGCUCCCAAGGACAAUCUGAAGACCACCAUUCUCAGUUACUAAAUUCUUGUUAUUUGGACUUUCAGCUGUCAAGAAAACCAUCCGUUGUUUUAUUAACCACCUUAAUUAAUACUGGAUAGGGCCAAGUCUCCAAGCAAAUCUAAGACUCCUUCCUUCCUAUCAGCGCUACAACUCCAGACCUGCCCAGUACACCAACUGGGCACUUACCAGUGUCCUCCUUGGCCUUCAAAACCCCACCCACCCCAUCCCCUAGUCUGGCCUUGGUGGGCCUGGCCCCAUCCCCAGAACACCCAUGCCCUGAGUUUAAGUCUAGCUUCUGGUGCACCCAUGGUCUGAACUGCCGCAGAUGCUAGCCUGCACGCACAACCUAUUCUUACAAGUAAACACUUAGGAAACAGCCCAUCUUCAGUAUACUUAAUAGGGUAGGGAAUGAGGAAUGUGGAGGAGAAGAAUGGAUGCCUUUUUUCCCGUGAGGGCUUUAGACUUUGAGGUAUUGUAGAGGGUCAAGAGGCUGACAGUCUCUCAUACCUUUUGGCAGCCAGGUGGCUGGGCUCUGACAGAGGGGCCUGAGCCCGUGCUCUUCUUCACCAAAUAGAAUGGCCCUGAGGUUGGGUGAACAAGUGAGGCUUACGAAAAGGGAGACGUCACUAAAUUCCCAACAGACCUUGUGAGGGUGAAAGUGGAAGGCAUGGAAAAUAAACUGAUCUCUUAAUUCCAGUAGGGGCUUCCAUGUUUUCUCUGACUAGUCCGGACACUCCUAACCACAUGACAUCUGGGAGCCACAGCCGUGCAAUAACCAUCAGUGGCCACUCUGAGCAUCCUUACCAGGCUGUGGAAGUAGGGUAUCUGCCUGUCCCCAGAUCCACCUACAGAAGCCCCGGUUGCCACCUUCUCGACUCUUCUUCAGGCCACGGAGGCAAACAGUGGUCCUAAAGCACCUGCCCACGGAAAUAAUGGUGGAAUUCUUUGGAAAACCACUUCUGCUGGGAUGCUCCAGUGCUAGGCAUGAGAGAGUGGUCAGAUUAAUGAGUAGGGAAGGCCAUGCCUCACUUCCAGUUUUUUAAUGCUACAUCUAGGCCAGACUGGCAUUCCAAACGUUUCUUCUGCCAGUGCCCGGCCUCACGGGUCAGGGAAAAGCCACCGACAGCCCAGGAGCCGGUCAUGGGUGGAGUGGGGUAUAGUCAUCAUUCCAGCUUCAACCUUCAGGGCUCACUGGCUGGCCUGGAUUUCCCUAAGGCCAGAGCACUGACCGAUUAAUCCUCUACAACCUAGCAGGGGAAGUCUUCAGUGAGGGGUGGUGCUGGCUGUCCAUGAGGCAUCCCAGCAACCUUCCUGGCUGUCUCCUUACAAGAUGCCAAGCCACAGCCAGAGGACAGAAAUCCCGGGAGCCGUGCAAGGGGGCAGAACCCCCAGAGCUGCUGCCCGGCAGCUCCCUAUUCUGUGGCACCGACUACCGCUGCCACGUCUCACCUGAGCCCCAAGGUGGCCGUGAACUCGAGGCUGGCAGGAGCCCUCAAAAACCACUGAGGACUCCUCCUGGAACCAUUCAGCAGCAGCUCCGGGAGUCUGCUCCCUAGGCAGACUCCUCACAAGUCCGACAGCAGAGCCCUGCAAAAGCUUUUAUGUGCACAUUGCACAUUCCGACUACAGGACUCCCUGGAUCUGAGGCUCCAUCCCUCAAGAGCUGUACCCCAGAUGGGAGACCAGCCAGUGUUUUGCCUUUUCAAGUUUUUAUUUUUAUACAUUUUUUUUGUAUUAAAAAGAAAAGCAUAAUUACCACAAAUUACAAAGGACUAAAGCAGGACUAGAAUAAUGAAUGAAUCACUUCAGCCUGGAAAGCAGAUGCUCUCAAUAAUAUUAAUGUUAUAAUACAAGCUCAUUCAAGUAUUUUACAUUUUUUUUUUUUGUCCUUUUAAAUGUGAUAUCCUAGCACAUGGUAAAGAUAAUGUACUAUGAGCGUAAGGUGGAACCUUCUCCGCAAAGCCAGAUGACAAGUUUUCCUCGCCAGUGAGAAACGGGCUAGAAGUUCUGAUCUUCUCUGCCUCUGCCAUCGACAUGGCUGAAGGAGAGGGCAGGGGCGGGGGCAAAUCCAGGGGCCCUUCCACACAGGACAUACUUUAGGUCCCACUCACAAGGGCACCAGAUCAUCCACACCGCUGUACUCAGGCUUUUUGGCAAAAACAAAAACAAAACCCACGCCCACUGGCCCUUGCCCCUUGUCUAGUCAUCUUCCUUGCCCCUGCUCCCCACUUCCAGGGCCUGCUGAGCAGCUUACUUUCUUUUGUAAAAUCAAUCAUCAGGGAAGGGGGAAAAAUGAGCUACAAUGGAACAAAACAAAAACGUAACAACUUUGACAUGGGGGCUCAGCACCUAGGCCUGAGCCCCAGGGGUCCAGGCUGGGGCAGGGCCAGGCAGCCACCCUACUGGGAGUGAGUCUGCCGCCAGGUUCAAAAGAGGGCAAGAGAACCCUGCCCCUUAGCAGGGCUGAGGCACUCAGACCUUGUGAUGUUUGAUGCCCAGAGGUCAUACUGGCAUGGACCACUCGUGGAGGGGUACAGGAUGAGUGGAAGGGUUUGGGCAGGCUGCUUUGUGUCUCAGGUCUUGGGACCCCCACGGGAGGGUGGUGGGUGUGAAGCGGCAAGCCCCUGAUGGCUCCGGCCGCUCCUGGCAUGCCUGUCACAGAUACGUCGGUCCUAAAUUCAAGUGUCUUCAGAAAGUGAAGAUGUAAACUACUCUUUGCAACAUUAACUCCUAACAUGUUACAAAAAAGAAAGAGAAAAAACCCCUCCCCCCAUCCUCAGCCUGUGAUGAGAUGAAGUCCUCACCUCCCCACCCCAAAGGGGCUUCCUCUCUCUGGGGUGUCUGUGGGAGAAUCAGGGAGGGGAUGGCAGCCCCCUGGCCUGGGAGUAAACUCUAGGUAAGAAAAGCCUUUCCGCACACCCCCAAGGCUUCCUUGCGCUCCCAAACCCAGCAGAGGACAAACACUGAGGUUCUAUGGUGCUGGAUACAGUACAGGGCUGAGCAACCCAAAGAAAGGGGGUAAAAAGGGAAGAAGGGAUGCAGGAGUCCAGCAUCUGAUACAACGCAGGGCAGGCACCAAACAGCAGGGGAAGGCCUCAGAUCCCACUUACAGAGCAAAGACCAGACACUCAUCCUUGACUUUCGAGACAAACCAGGUCACAGGAACUGAGGUGGGCUUCCCACAUACUAACCACUGGGAGCGCAGAGAUGGGGAAGGGUAUAGGCCGAAAGCGGUGAGGUGCCCGUAACAGAGGGCAAGCCCUUGCCAGUCUGGGAUACUGUCUCCUGCUCCUGAUCUUUGGGCCCAACAGAAGAAACAGUUAAAAAGAGGGCCAAGGAAGUGUCAGCAAUGGAGCAACACUACCAUCAACUUCUCUGUGCUGCUCGGUCCCCACUACGGGGGGGACAUGUCGUCACGCCCGCACCCGACACACAGCUCAAUCUGUGUGGGUCAGUCCUUCGUCACCCUCCCUAGUUUUGGGUGCCAGCGGACUCCAACCAUGCCAUUGUCGCUCAGCCCGACCCCAGCAGUCAGUGGCUGGAGAAGAGAAGUCAGGUAUACUCUAUGUCCACAUAUACCUUCCUGCCGCGGGGCUUCUCCAACUGGCAGGAUUCCCCCCAGCCCUCAAAUCCUCCUCAUCCCUCAUUCCCAGGCAGGGUCAAUUGGAGGGUGGGCAGAGAUGGCUUGCAGAGGGGGGAUGCAAGAUGGGGAGACCCCACCAGACCCAAGGGAGGAGAAUGGCAUCCUUCUCCGCCUGUUAGGAGACAAAGCCUCCUUGAGGUCUCAGAGCUUUCCGGGCAACACGUUCCCCAGCCUCGUCUGCCAGGCGUUCACCUUUCCCCUUGGAGGUGAGGGGAGGCGGUCAAGCUGAGGCCAAGUGUGUCCCAGAUCCAGGCCAAUGCUCUUCUUCAACAGUUUGAAGCCAACCUGGCCUUGGGGUUCCCAGGGUAGGAUGAAGGGUGUCACGGCAGGACGGGGCCUGUCAUGAAGCAACAGCAAGCAGAGCAAGGGCACAACAGCGGCAGCAGUGUACGGACACAGGACGCCAGCUUCAAACGAUGCAACAGCAGGGGUAUUUCAGGGACGGCUCUACGUGAGCCGCCCCCAACUCUCUUGCCUACAGGCAGGAGGCACUGUACAUGCAACUCAGUCCAGAGGAAGAUCCUAGCCAAUCCAGCCCAGGCACAUCCAGAGAAGGUGUGAGCUCUUCGAGUUGACUCCACCGAGGAAAACAGGCAUUUGGGUAUUUCAGAUUCCCGCUCCACAAUAAGGCAACUUUUAAAAAAAUAUUAUUUCCAAGAACAAAACAAAACAAAAAACAAAAUCCAAGGGUAGGGGAAAGACAUCACUUUCUGUGGAUUAGGUGGGGGUUUUCUGAUUUAUUUUUUUGGUCUUUUGUGGUCGAUUUUGUCUUUUUUUUUUUUUUUUUUUUUUUUCCAUUUUUCCAAGGAUGGAAAGGUCAGAGAAAAAUAAAAUAAA